GUCCCUUGGGCUGAAAAGUCCGGCUUUGUUUGGUUAGGAUUGACUUCCAUAGGGGAGCGAGCAGCCUUCACUCUCCGCCUUGACACUUGCCCAUUUCCCUCUUCCCCCUCUCUCUUUUUUUUCCUGGGAACUUCCCCCGGAUAUUUUAUCAGGAAUCCGGGCGAAGCGGCGGAAAGGUUUACGUUGUACUAAACCUGUCCCAGCAAACUUCCCAGGAAGAGUCUGCGCGCGCGCGUUGCGAACCGGGCGAAAUUCCCUCUCAACUUUUUGUUGUUGUUGCUCCUAGCUAGCCACUGACUGAACGCGGGGAAACGGAGGAGUCUUGCGCUUGAACUACCAGCUAACUUUAGGGGGGGGGCGUCUGAUUUGUGAAAGCUUUUGCCCCGUUUGCCGGACUCUUAUCUAAGGGUUGUGGCAGAAAGCAGCAGAGAAUGAACGUGCUUAGUAAACAUUCAGUCCUGGAAGUUUCAUUUGGUGGAAUCUACUGGGAAUGUUGCUGCCUGGAUUCGUGCGCGUAGCGGUGGAAUAAUACAGCUCAAAAGGGUCCUGGUUUCUGAGAUUACCCUGGUUUCUGAGGAGAUACUGGCUGUAGGAAGUGCAGACCUUGUACGCAGCAGGAGGAGCAGCAAGUGACUGUCAUUCUACACCACGUCUCAUCAGUUGCUCGGAAACCUGCAGUCCAGACUGGAACCAUGGACUCUGCCAGGGCCCCCCACAUGAAGGUCCGGAGCGAUGUCAGUGACUACCUCAACUACGAAAUCAUCAGCAGGCAUUACAACUACACCGGGAAGCUCAAUGAGAAUGCCGAAAGUGGGAUUAAAGCAACAUCAGUGGUCUUCAUCAUUAUCUGCUGUUUCAUCAUCCUCGAGAACAUCUUUGUUCUGCUGACUAUUUGGAAAACCAAGAAAUUCCACAGGCCAAUGUACUACUUUAUUGGUAACUUGGCGCUCUCAGAUUUGCUGGCAGGAGUGGCAUACAUCGCUAACAUCCUUCUGUCCGGCUCCACGACUUACACUCUCACCCCUGCCCAGUGGUUUCUUAGAGAAGGAAGCAUGUUUGUGGCUUUGUCUGCUUCGGUCUUCAGUCUGCUGGCUAUUGCGAUUGAGCGAUAUAUUACCAUGUUGAAGAUGAAGCUCCAUAAUGGAAGCAAUAGUUUCCGUUCCUUCCUGCUCAUCAGUGCCUGUUGGGUCAUCUCUGUGAUAUUAGGGGGUCUCCCUAUUAUGGGGUGGAACUGCAUUGGCUUCCUGGAGAACUGCUCCACCGUGUUGCCUCUUUAUCAUAAGCAUUAUAUCCUUUUUUGCACCAGUAUAUUUACUGGCCUCUUAUUGGCCAUUGUGAUCCUUUACUGUAAGAUCUUCAUCUUGGUAAGGACAAGGAGCCGCAGGCUGACUUUUCGGAAGAACGUGGCCAAAGCAAGCCGGAGCUCAGAGAAGUCACUGGCUCUGCUGAAGACGGUGAUUAUUGUUUUAAGUGUGUUCAUUGUCUGCUGGACUCCCUUGUUCAUUCUUCUGUUGCUGGACGUGAGAUGCAAAGUCAAGGCUUGUCCCAUCCUCUUCAAGGCUGAAUAUUUCUUAGUACUAGCAGUUCUGAAUUCAGCCACCAAUCCGAUCAUCUACACGCUUACCAACAAGGAGAUGAGGAGGGCCUUUUUCAAGAUUGUACGGUGCUGUACGUGUCCCACCACAGACUCUGGGGCCAAAGUCAAGAGACCCAUCAUUGGAGGGAUAGAAUUCAGCCGAAGCAAAUCUGACAAUUCCUCCCAUCCUCAGAAAGAUGAGGGGGAUCCUCCAGAAACGAUUGUGUCCUCCGGUAAUGUCACCUCAUCGUCUUAGGAGCUUUGGCAAAAUGGAGGCCUGAGCCCCUUGAAGGCUGACACGUGGGGGAUAGCUCUGCUUGCUUGUCUCCAGACGGAAGGAGGAAAGUGAGAACGAGUUAGUCUGAAGGGGAAAUGGAGUACUGAUUGGGGUCCAGCUGUUGGCAUAAGACACAUGGUGUCCUUUGAAAAUAUUUCCUCUCUGGGAGAAUGUUGUAUGUUGGUUUGCCCUGAGGCAACUGAGGGUUGUUAGGAAUAUUCAAACUCUAUACAUCUCUGAAAAGUGGACACUUGGAUAAGCGGUGCCUUUGAAUGGGAGUAUGAGUGGGGAAGGAGAGAAAUAUCUUCAAAUUGUUCCCCCCCCCCCAGGUAAAACUCCUGAACCCCUGAAACAAAGUUCUUGCUGUAUUGGAUUGACAGUCUUCUUCAAUUAACUCCCUUAUCAAGGGAAGCAAAUGUGCUAGUAUAUUCUGAGUAAUAGAAAGAGAACCGGGCUGGGAUUUUAUCUCAAGAGUUGUUCAGGUGCGUGUAUCCCUUUGGCACUUAAUCAUCAGUGGAAAGUCAAUGGGAAUUAGAUGCUGGAGACUGCUGUGGGUUACUCUGAGGAACAUAGCCCCCAUAGUCCUGGUUGUAGUUGAAUCCUCAAGGAAUUAGUGAGACUGUGACACGUGUGAAUUAGACUGGGGCUGUUUGAACUUAAUAGAUGUGUCAUUUGAACCUUUAAAAAAAAGCUGAUAAAUAUGCUGCUUUCAGUAACGAGUUGCAUUUUAAUAACUUUAACAGCAGCUUUAUAUACACAGUUUUAACCAUCAGCCGUGUCCCAUUUCUGCUCGUGGUAAUCAUAAGAAUUUUAAGAACGGCCCUGCUGGAGGCCUUAAUUUCCUUCCAGGCAACUUUGUUGUAUGACCUCCCAUAUCUUAGUGUAGGAUACAUAUUUUUCCUUAUUCCUCCUCCUGCCCCCCAUUGAUCAAACAACUGAACCUGGGGUGCUUGCAAGCAGGAGAUGGAGCCAUACCCUUCUACUACUUGUUGGUCUGCAACUAAUAUUUGGAGAAAGGCUGUUCUACCUAUAGCUUUUCAAAAUUAAUAGCUCUUGAUAGACUGAUUCUCCAUGAAUUUAUUCAUUCCUUUUAAAAAACUACUUGAGUUAAUGGCCAUUGCCCUGGCUUAUAAUGAAUUCUACGAGGUUAAUUAUGUGCUGUGUGACAAAAUACUUUCUUUUGUUUUUCUUCUCCUUCCAAUCAACUUCUUAGGAUGAUUUUUCUGAAUCCCAACGUUUUUGAGAAGGAUACACAUUUUCCCUGUUUUCUUUCUACACAGCAUACGAAAUUUCCUAUUUUCUUUUGCUAUGUAAAUUGUUCAUUUGUGGUGGUGAAGUGGUUAGAAUGUAGUAUUGCAGGUUAACUCUGCCCACUGCCAGGAGUUUGAUCCUGACUGGCUCAAGGUUGACUCAGUCUUUCAUCCUUCUGAGGUCAGUGAAAUGAGGACCCAGAAUGUUGGGUGCAAUAUGCUGACAUUGUAAACAGCUUAGAGAGUGCUGUAAAGCACUAUGAAGUGGUAUAUAAAUCUAAGUGAUAUUGCUACUCAUUUCUCAUAAUCAUCUUCUAAGGAAGAUAUUGAAAGUCAGUCUCUUUUGUUGCCCUCUCCUACAAUUUUUCCAGUUGUGUUACACCUUUUUUGAAAUGUAGCCAGAAACGUGCACUGCAUUAUAAAUAUGGAUGAACCCUUUGUGUAAGGGCACUACAAUUUGAUAGUUUUAUUUUAAUCCCUAGCAUGGACUAUUUCUUUCUCAUAUUGCCACACAUUUGGUUAACAACUUUAUUAGUUGUCCGCUGUGAACAUACAUUUUUUUCCUAGUUAGUUGGACAUAUGAAUAUAUACAUGAUUAAGGGGAGGAUUACCUCAAUGUGCAACAUUUUAUGUAUUGAAUUCUGAGAUAUAGUUUAGGCUGAAAGAUGAAUCACAAAUAUUAAGACUUCUAAGAAUGAACAAAGAAAUAAGACUGGGCCAUUCUGCAACUUCAGCAAAUGUCCACACUUAAAGUCAUUAUGUGUCCUUUCAUUUUAAAUGGUGUCCAGUGACUGCAAAUCCAUGUCCAUCCAUGGAAAGUAUUAUUUGUAUUAAAUGAAUGUAUUUUAUUACAGCAUUAAUUGCUAUUUUGUGUUUGUGUAUGUAUGUGUAUAUUUUAAUUUGAGUCAAUAUAAAAUGUAGAGAUGCUAAUAAGCAUAGAUGCUAUUUUAUAUCUGGACUGGUUGUCUUCAAUUUUAUGAGAAAUUCAUGCUUCAUCCUAACCUGAAGGGAAGUUCCCCAUAUUAAUUACUUGGGACAUACAUCUGUCUUUUCCACUUAAGAUCAAUCAGUUGCAAAGGAGGAUAUUGUGGGUUUCUGUACUUAUAAUAGUUGUGUGAAAGAAAGAAUUUCUGAAGGUGCUACUUACGGUGAAAUCAAUGAGUGAGUGUCUCUGUGUAUGUGUGAGGGAUGAACCUCCUAAAAUCAUCAGAGUUCAAUGGCAGAGGCCCUGUUUAUAUCUGGGAAGACCCAAAGAUUAAUUUUUUUAAAAAAGAAAAGAAAAUGGCAGCAGUAUCUCCACUGUUGUGGCUGUUAAUCCAUCAAUAUUGCAUUAUUGAGCUUAGAAACAAGAUUAUUGGCCCUUUUAGCAUUAUUUUCAGUGCAAUUUUUUUUUAAAAAAAUGUAAAAUGUUUCUGAUUUGGUUGUACAGUAUAGCUUCAUUGACCUUUAAGUAUUAAUAAACUGGAUUUUGUAUAAACUGUA
Messenger RNA from Pantherophis guttatus, 4585 nucleotides. RefSeq names its product sphingosine-1-phosphate receptor 1 (gene S1PR1). Lineage: Eukaryota; Metazoa; Chordata; Lepidosauria; Squamata; Colubridae. The record is from RefSeq and is a predicted model, not a curated record. Gene Ontology annotation, molecular function: sphingosine-1-phosphate receptor activity. Gene Ontology annotation, cellular component: membrane. Gene Ontology annotation, biological process: G protein-coupled receptor signaling pathway.